AUGUUGAUGUUUGUUCAUUCUCCAGGUUGCACACUGAAUCAACAGACAGUGGAUGUGACUGGAAACGUGGGACAGUCUGUCCUUCUGCCCUGCUCCUGCUCUGAACUACAAGCCAAACCACACACUUUCACAUGGAUCUUUUAUAAAGCAUCAGAUCCCAUAAAGAUCUUCCCAAAGGAACAGACAAAUCGCUACACAGAUAGAGUUCAGCUCUUUAAUGAUCAUCCUCCAGGAAAUCUCUCUCUACUCAUAUCACACCUGACUGUAGAGGAUGGAGGAUGGUACAGGUGUGAGAUCAGCAACAAAAUCAGUAAAACCAUUCAACUCACAGUGAAAGAUCCUCUUCCAUACAUCCCUGUUGCCAUGGUGACUGUGAUCUUUCUGCACGUUAUUGUGGCUGUGGUUUAUUGCACCACCAGAAAGAAAGGUCCUGGUAAAGUUCAUUACAGCAGAGGAGAUGGAGAUGGAACAGCUGCAUGCUGAAAAGAAAUAGAGAGACAGAAGAGGUCACUGCAUUUACAGGAGGCUCAGUACUGCUGCCCUGCUCCUGCACUGACCUCCACAUCAAACCUGAAAUAUUCACAUGGAAGAAAUACACAAAUGGAAAUAACUGGGUACAGAUAUCUCCUGAGAGUGAUCAGUGCAAAGAGAGAUAUCAGCUGGUUAAUGAUCACUCUUCAGAAAUCUCUCUCUGCUCAUAUCACACCUGACUGAAGACGAUGGAGGAGAUUACAGGUAUAAUG
Messenger RNA from Hemibagrus wyckioides, 743 nucleotides. Its product is annotated as cell adhesion molecule DSCAM-like. The coding region runs from base 1 to 483 and encodes 160 amino acids. The record is from RefSeq and is a predicted model, not a curated record. Gene Ontology annotation, cellular component: external side of plasma membrane. Lineage: Eukaryota; Metazoa; Chordata; Actinopteri; Siluriformes; Bagridae. Gene Ontology annotation, biological process: T cell costimulation; cell surface receptor signaling pathway; immune response. The transcript has 4 exons.